Chanos chanos (milkfish) is the source of this 1544-nucleotide messenger RNA. It is a transcript of the gene angel2, whose product is annotated as angel homolog 2 (Drosophila). Gene Ontology annotation, molecular function: mRNA 3'-UTR binding; 3'-5'-RNA exonuclease activity. NCBI's taxonomy places the organism in Eukaryota, Metazoa, Chordata, Actinopteri, Gonorynchiformes, Chanidae. The record is from RefSeq and is a predicted model, not a curated record. The transcript is spliced from 8 exons. Gene Ontology annotation, biological process: 3'-UTR-mediated mRNA stabilization. The coding region runs from base 81 to 1499 and encodes 472 amino acids.
AGAAUCCAUAUAACUGGAGACAAACUGGGCUUUUCCCUAACACAUCCACUCGGAGGGGCAUUCGUCUUUCUGGUGGACCCAUGGACCGUGCGGAGAAAGAGCCUCCUCCUAAAAGGAGAAAGAGCACUGGGGACAGGAGCCCAAGCCAUCCCAAGUCACCACAGCACACACCCAAACGCUCCCUCCCACGAGAUGGACGGAGCUCCACAGAGAAUCCCCCUUGGCUUCGGAAUGUUACUGGAAUCACAUUGCCUCCUGGGAAAUUCACAUUGAGAGCGGAGAAACAGAGCACCAUCUCAGGGAUAGAGAGACAGUGGGAGACUGUUGCUGGUGUUCAGAGCUGUAGCCGACAGGCUGUUGACAGGGGGUGGGAGGAGCCGUUUGAUUUCUCUGUGAUGUCCUACAACAUCCUCUCUCAGGAGUUACUCCAUGACAACGCAUACCUGUACAGACACUGCAGUCUGCCCAUACUGGACUGGAGCUACAGGUUUUCCAACAUCCUAAAAGAGCUGGAGCAGCACAACGCAGAUGUAAUAUGUCUGCAGGAGGUACAAGAGGACCACUAUAUGAACCAGAUCAAACCCAGUCUGGAAUCUUUAGGAUAUCACUGUGAGUUCAAGCGCAGAACAGGCAGGAAACCGGAUGGCUGUGCCGUGGUUUUCAAAAAAUCCCGGUUCUCCCUCGUUUCAUGUCACCCUGUCGAAUACUUCAGGCGAAGCGUUCCCCUCCUGGAUCGUGACAAUGUGGGGUUAAUUCUUCUCCUGCAGCCCACGGAAUGUUCUAGUUGUGCCAGCAACAUCUGUGUGGCCAACACACACCUACUCUACAAUCCUAGACGCGGGGAUAUCAAGCUAGCGCAGCUCGCCAUGCUAUUAGCAGAGAUUAGCCGCGUGGCUGCGCUGCCGGAUGGCGGCACGUGUCCUGUGGUACUUUGUGGGGACUUUAAUUCAGUCCCCUGGUCUCCUCUCUACAGCUUCAUUAAAGACAGCAGGCUGGAAUACGGGGGCAUGGCCAUUGGAAAGGUGUCUGGACAGGAGGAAAGCCCCAGGGGACAGCGUGUCCUGACUGUGCCCAUUUGGCCCAGGAGUCUGGGCAUUACCCAACAAUGCCAGUAUGAGAGUCCACCCCGAGAGCUAAGCGUCAGAGAGCUGGAAGAGGAGGCUCUGGAGAUGCUCAACAGUUUAACUCAGCCCAGAAUUGAACAUGGCUUAAAGCUGUCAUCGGUGUACUCCCACCAUCUGGAUGAAGGAAAACGACCAGAAAUCACCACGUGCCACUCCCGCACAGCCAUCACCGUCGACUAUAUCUUCUACACAGCGGCUGAGGAGGGAGUUUCAGCACUGCCAGAAUGCACUGCGCCAGUAGGGCAGGGCCUGCAGUUAUUAGCCAGGCUAGCCCUGGUUGGUGAGACAGAACUUCAGGAAGUGAACGGAUUGCCCAAUGAGCACCAUUCUUCAGACCAUCUUCCUCUGCUUGCACGCUUCAGACUACACAAGUAACCCAGCAGGGAUGGAGGGGACAGUCCACACACACACACACACACA